AUGUCUCGAUCACAAACCAAAGAACAGCCAACACCCCUCGACCCAACAUCCGAAUGGCGCGCCUGGCAAGCCCUCAGCAUAAUGUACACAGUCCUGCUCAACCGCCAAAUCCAACGCCGCUGGCUCCUCGAACAACAAUGCAUGGCUGAUAGACCAAUCUCACAACGCUUCCGACCUGUUCUAUUCCUAGAACCUGUCCCAACCCUCCACAAGCCGGUGCCUGCCACCGUCCCCUCAUCAACCAAUACCAGAUGCAAAUGCCAAACAAACCAAGCGUACAACCCGCACAACCCCCAAACAAUGUCCACCCUCCGCAAAAAAGUCCACCUUCUCCGCGCACGCGUGGAAAAGGGAAAAGAACUAGCCUCUGAAAUCGAGCGCCGCAUGAUCCAGACAAAUCCUCGUACCCGGUAUCCCACGCAUUUCUGCUAUACGUGCGUUGGAGACGGUGAGGAUGUGGAUGUUCUCUUGACGAAGUGCGGGCAUCGGGUUUGUAGGACUUGUCUUGAGUUUGGGGUUGAGGAUGGGGUUUAUGAGUGUUCUAUUUGUUUUUUGCCUGCUGAGUUUGUGGCACGCAGCCCGCUUGGUUCGUUGAGGUCUUGUUCGGAGGAGGUUUCGGCUACUGUUUCUAAUGGGGCUUCUAGGAGUUUGGGGAGUGCCAGUGAGGUGGUUUCUUCGAGCUCUUCUUCUUUUGGAGUUAAUGGUAGUAAUGCUGGUGGGAAACAUAAGAAGGGUGGGCAUAAUGUGAGGUUUUCUUGUCCGACUGUGUAA
Messenger RNA from Penicillium antarcticum, 771 nucleotides. RefSeq lists its product as uncharacterized. The transcript has a single exon. The record is from RefSeq and is a predicted model, not a curated record. NCBI's taxonomy places the organism in Eukaryota, Fungi, Ascomycota, Eurotiomycetes, Eurotiales, Aspergillaceae. The coding region runs from base 1 to 771 and encodes 256 amino acids.